This is a messenger RNA of Fusarium subglutinans, 345 nucleotides long. RefSeq lists its product as uncharacterized. The transcript has a single exon. Lineage: Eukaryota; Fungi; Ascomycota; Sordariomycetes; Hypocreales; Nectriaceae. The record is from RefSeq and is a predicted model, not a curated record. Bases 1 to 345 code for a protein of 114 amino acids.
AUGCUUCGAUUCUUCUCCUCCAAGAAGACCGUCGACCCUAAGGGCCAGGCCUCCGAGGCUGUUAGCAAGGAUGUCGAAGAGUCCGUUCGCGCUCUCGAGGAUUUUGAGAUUGAACUUGACCAGACCACCGAAGACUACGUCGAGAUCAUCGACCACGCCGCGCCCAAGCGUCCUCGUGCCGUUUGGAAGGACACAAAAGAAAUCCGGAACCAGGGCUACAUUGUCGUCGCGAAGGACACCGAAGUCCCGGCCUUCAUGAAACUCCCCAACGGGAAGACUAAGUUCGGUGAGGAUGUCGUCGUUGUCGAGGGAUUUAAGGACCGCUCCGGAAAUGUCAAGAAGUAG